GUUUAUACGACAGUCGUCCAAUAACAACUCACCUCAUCGCUGAUAUAAAUUCAAGAAGAGAUAAAUCUGUAUGAAAUCGAACUGAAUGGUCAAUUUGUUGUGAAUCGUUCUCUACGCCUCUAACAUGAAUUCCCAUAGGAAUCUUGUGAUAUUUGCGCUUUUAUUGGCUUGUGUUGGUGCGGCAAAAUCCGACUGUUCUUCUAAUUUGCACGUCACAAAAAGUGAUUGGGAGAACUUGGAGAAGGACUCUGCAAAUCCUCCAGAGGCAAUAUUGUGCAUGUACAAGUGCUAUUACGAGCAGCAGAGAGCAUUCAAUGAAGACAAGACCGUCAAAUUAGAUAAACUUCUGAAGGGAGUCGAAGUACGGAAAACAUUGGACGAUGUGACAAGAGAAGAAUUGAAGGAAUGCGUUAAGAGGGAUGGAAUUCCUGUUAACGAGUGUGCCGACAUAAAACCCUACUUCUUGUGCAUCCUAAAAGCUCAAAUCAAACAGGUCAAGACUGAAAGUUCUUGAUUCCAAAUCUGAUCCCAUUCUCAGUGAGGCACAAGAAGGGAUAGACUUAGCAUCAACAAAGAGGAAUACAAAUAUAUCUGAAUAAUUUCAAUGUGAACAAAACGAAGAUUAGGUAUUUUUCAGUAAA
Messenger RNA from Coccinella septempunctata (seven-spotted ladybird), 641 nucleotides. RefSeq lists its product as uncharacterized. The transcript is spliced from 3 exons. The coding region runs from base 125 to 514 and encodes 129 amino acids. Gene Ontology annotation, molecular function: odorant binding. The record is from RefSeq and is a predicted model, not a curated record. Lineage: Eukaryota; Metazoa; Arthropoda; Insecta; Coleoptera; Coccinellidae.